This is a messenger RNA of Trichobilharzia regenti, 458 nucleotides long. Lineage: Eukaryota; Metazoa; Platyhelminthes; Trematoda; Strigeidida; Schistosomatidae. The record is from the annotation of a GenBank genome assembly.
AUUUGAGCAACACGUCAAAGUGUGUCGGCGGCUAAUACAAAAGGUGCGUUACGAGAAUGAAUGAGGGCAAAGCAAAGGAUGUACUUGAACAUUUUGUGAAGCAUACGGAAAGAUGGAAUGCUCGUAGAUCCAAUAUCGUUCGAACCACAAACAAAAAAGCAGCAAAGGUUGCACUGGUAUCUGUUGGAUUUGCUGUUGCAAGUUAUCUAUAUUCCAUUUAUGCUAUUCGGAGAAAUCGAUAUCUGGAUGAAUCAUUUGAUCAGCAACCAUCGUACAGCCCUACAAAGCAAUGAAAAAAGUCGCAGUAUCAUUUUGUGGUAUGGUGCUUAAUUAAUGUUCAUAAGCAUCCUUCCAUUUGUGUUCGUCUCACCCUUAGAAUUAAUUUGAAUAUACACUUUCUUAAUUACUUGAUGAUCGUUUUAAUGUGACUCCUUAACUUGGUUUUGAAUGUUUUAUGC